Messenger RNA from Plectropomus leopardus (leopard coralgrouper), 892 nucleotides. RefSeq names its product C-C motif chemokine 20-like. NCBI's taxonomy places the organism in Eukaryota, Metazoa, Chordata, Actinopteri, Perciformes, Serranidae. Gene Ontology annotation, biological process: immune response. Gene Ontology annotation, molecular function: chemokine activity. Gene Ontology annotation, cellular component: extracellular region. The record is from RefSeq and is a predicted model, not a curated record.
UGAAGAGACUCGCAGAAGCAGCUGACCUGAGCUCAGAACUACGCAGAGACAGAGACAGAGACAGAGACAGAGACAGAGACAUGGCCUCUCGCAUUGCAGUCCUCGUCCUGCUGGGUGUCAUCUGUGUUGGGUUUGCAGCAGCUGAGAUUCCUGUGGACUGCUGUCUGACCAUCUCUGAGAAGCCCAUGCCACUCCAAAUCAUUGUUAGCUACAACAUUCAGGAUGCAGGAAACGGCUGUGAGAUUGAUGCUACUGCAUUCUUUACAAAGAACAAAAGGACACUGUGCGUCUCCCACCCCAAACAUAAGGCAUGGGUGAGAGGUCACAUCGAGUAUCUGAAAGACAAAAAACUGAAAUCUCAAUAAAGGUGUAGCGAGGAGUGGUGAAACUGAAGAUCAAGAAGGACUGACUCUAAACUUAGAUGUCAGAAUCGUUUUCAGAAUGGCCACAUCGUGCUGAAGAAGAUCAACGCCGUUCGAAACGAUCAGAGCUGUGAGAUCAAUGAGGAAUCAACGCUUCAUAUGCUGUAUGAUGAUGAAACAGAAGUUAAAUGUACAGUUUUGUAUAUGUUUUCUCAUGCAUAGUUAAGCGUGAGUUUUGUGAACGGCUUUUUUUCUUUUUCCUGCUUUGUAUUCUGAGUAAAAUAGAAAGAUUCGCCUUGACUUGCCGAAAGGGGCGAACCGUGGAACUAACAGUGACACCCUGCUGUCUUUGUUGUUUUCAUAAUAAGACUGUAAAAAAAAGUCAAUGUUUGAUGAUGUGUUUAUAUUUUGUGGCCAUGUUCUACAAUUUCAGUGAAUUUACAGAAAACUUGUACAAAAUGUUGAGAUAAUUUGUGUACAAAACUAUAAGUGAGAGUUUUUCCAGAAUAAAGUUUUAUUCUAUUUUGUAA